Messenger RNA from Vitis riparia (riverbank grape), 504 nucleotides. Its product is annotated as proline-rich protein 36-like. Bases 1 to 504 code for a protein of 167 amino acids. Lineage: Eukaryota; Viridiplantae; Streptophyta; Magnoliopsida; Vitales; Vitaceae. The transcript has a single exon. The record is from RefSeq and is a predicted model, not a curated record.
AUGGAGAUCAUACCACCUGCCCCUGCGGCACCUUCUAUAGUGCCCACGCCUGAGGCUACAUCUUCUGCUCCUCCUACCACUCUUGGGACUCCACCAGUCGUACUAGCUACAUUAGCACCUCCUCCAUCUGAGUCUACUAUCACCAUAUCCGCUUCAAAGUUUAGAGGCUUAUGUCAUACAUUGCAGACAUUGACUACCACUCAAAGCAUUCUUGCCCAGCAAAUGGCAAUCAUACGUGCACAUCAGGAUCAACUUAUUGCCAUGCAGACCCAACAUACUGCCAUCCUUAGGCAGAUACAGCAGUAUUUGGGUAUUUUGAUGCCACCCGAGCAUGAUAUGCUUGGUCCAUCAAAGCCUACAGAUCCAUCUCAGGAGGCUCCUCCAACAGAGCAAACUAUGCCCCAUGAGGAGACUACUACGGUAGAAAUCGAGACUCCAAUCCAGAGCACUCAGACUACCACAACCGAGCCAUCGUCUCCACAUGAUCCUCCCACCACUACCUGA